AUGACCAGGCUGAGACACCAGAGUUUCAUAAUCGGACGGCAACUACUCGUUUGUUGCACAGCGCUCAGUUUUGCCGUUGUUUGUGAUAGACAUGUUUGCAAAGCUGAACUGGAGAAAGGCAAAGAUUUAAGAGGAUUGACUGGGACGGAAGAACUUCGAAAUAUUUCUAAUGAGGUUUUGAUGUGGUGUGACGAGUUAUUGCUAGAUUCAAGUUACUCCCUGGUGUUAUCAAAUAUGGUAAGAACGAAGUUGGAUAAUCGGAUUAGAAUCCUUAUUGAAAAUGGAGUUGCUACGGGACAUCGUUCGUUGUUUGUUAUUAUUGGUGACAAAGGGAAGGAUCAGGUUGUCAUCCUUCACCAUUUAUUAUCAAAAGCAACGGUUGCUGCCAGGCCUUCUGUUCUGUGGUGCUAUAAAAAAGAGCUCGGAUUUACUUCACAUCGUAAAAAACGAAUGAAAGAGUUGAAAAAAAAAUACGAAAUGGUCGACAAUGAUCCAUUUGAAUUAUUCAUUUCUUCAACACACAUCCGUUACUGUUAUUAUGCUGAAACACAUAAAAUCCUUGGCAGUACUUUUGGAAUGCUCAUACUUCAGGAUUUUGAAGCUAUUACACCGAAUCUUCUAGCUCGAACUAUUGAAACGGUUGAAGGGGGUGGCUUGAUUGUACUGUUACUAAAGAGUGUCAACUCUUUGAAGCAGUUAUAUACGAUGGCCAUGGAUGUCCACAGUCGUUUUCGUACAGAAUCUCAUUCUGAAGUGGUUCCCCGUUUCAAUGAACGAUUUAUAUUGUCUUUGGCAAGUUGUCGCAGUUGUGUAGUUGCGGACGAUCGCUUAAAUGUUUUACCACUAUCAUCUCAUGUCUUAAAAAUUGAGGAAGUCCCUGCAAGUUUUAAGAACAAGCUUAACACGCAAGAAGAGGAAUUAGCAUCCCUGAAGAAUUCACUAACCGAAACUAAACCAUUGAGUUUUUUGCUGAACAAAUGUAGAACAUUGUGUCAGGCAAAGACUUUGUUACGACUUCUUGACGUAAUAACUGAGAAAACGUUGCAAGUAACAUGUUGCAUAACUGCAGCUCGUGGUCGGGGUAAAUCGGCUGCCCUUGGAUUAGCCAUAGCAGGUGCUGUUGGUUUUGACUAUGCGAACAUAUUUGUAACUAGUCCGGCACCUGAUAAUCUGAAAACAUUAUUUGAAUUUGUCGUCAAAGGUUUGGAGGCUAUGAAUUAUGAAGAACAUACGGAUUUUGAACUGAUCCAGUCAACAAAUAAACAAUAUAACAAAGCCUUGAUCCGAAUCAAUAUUUUCAGAGGUCAUCGACAAAUCAUUCAGUAUAUUGAUCCUCAAGAUUCGGUUAAAUUAUCGCAGGCUGAACUAGUAGUAAUCGAUGAAGCUGCUGCCAUUCCAUUACCAAUCUUGAAGGAGCUAAUUUCAGGACCAUAUCUUAUUUUUCUCGCCUCAACGAUCAGCGGUUAUGAAGGAACUGGGAGAUCGCUCUCAUUGAAAUUGAUGCAGCAACUUCGUGAACAAGCAGCUGGUUUGCUGAAAAAUGAUAACAAUGAACAAGUGCUAACUGCUAUGAAAGGACGUGCAUUACAUGAAUUGGUUCUCGAAGAAAGCAUCAGAUACAAGCCAGGAGACCAGGAAAGUUUUAUGGAUUAUUUGAUUAUAUUUACUCUUUUAUACCAUCCUAUUGAAACUUGGUUAAAUCGUGUUUUAUGCUUGAAUGCUUGCAGUGCACAUCGACUGGUGGCUGGAAUGCCACCACCCAAAAACUGUCAAUUGUUAUAUGUUAAUCGCGAUACUUUGUUUUCCUUUCACAAGGCUUCCGAAACUUUUCUUCACAGUAUUAUGGCCAUAUAUGUGUCAGCACAUUACAAAAACUCGCCUAACGAUUUGCAGAUGUUGUCGGAUGCUCCAGCACAUCAUUUAUUUGUUUUGGUGGGACCAAUUAACGAAACACAAGCACAACUUCCAGAGAUUCUGGCAGUUAUACAAGUAGCGAUGGAAGGUGUCUUAUCUUCUGCAACGGUAUGCGAUAAUAUGGGAAGAGGAAAAAGAGCAGCGGGUGAUUUGUUGCCGUGGACAGUAUCGCAGCAGUUUAUGGAUAAAGAAUUUCCAACGUUGAGCGGAGCAAGAAUUGUCAGAAUAGCAGUACAUCCUGAUUUCCAGUCACUGGGAUAUGGUUCACGAGCUCUUGAAUUACUUCUGGAAUAUUAUUAUGGGGCAGUUCCAUGCUUAAAAGAAGGAACAGAUUUUAAUAUAGAAGCAAAUGCUAAACACAUCGAGAAUCCUGAUGCAUUGGUAUUGCUGGAAGAAGUUAUUGAACCACGCGCUGAUUUACCACCACUUCUACAUCGUUUAAGUGAACGGCGUGCUGAGAAAUUGGAUUAUAUUGGUGUUUCGUUUGGGUUAAAUUUACCUUUGCUCAAAUUCUGGAAGCGUGCAGGGUUUGUCUUGGUCUACCUCAGGCAAUCUGUUUGUGACCUCACUGGUGAACAUACUUGCGUUAUGCUAAAGGAUAUGAAUAAAGAUGAGGAAGAUUUGAACGAAGGUACUGCUUCUUGGCUCUCGUUAUACUGGACUGAAUUUCGACGUCGAAUUUUGCGUUUGUUUGGAUUUGAAUUUAACAAAUUUUUGCCGCAGAUGGCUCUCAGUAUUCUUCAGCUGAAAAAUAAUGAGAUCGCAAAGCAAUGUAAAAGAGAGGUUUGGGCCAGAGAAAAAAUUGGAUCAUUUCUUUCAAACGGUGAUUUAUGCCGAUUAUCUCAGUAUGCACGGAACAUGAUCGAUCAUCAUCUGAUCACUGAUAUAUUACCAGUACUUGCUUUAUUGUAUUUCGAAGAACGAUUCGAUGAGAAAGUGAAACUAAGCAGUGUACAAGCUGCAAUUUUGUUAGGUAUUGGACUGCAACAUAAAACGGUGGAUAUUUUGGCAACAGAACUUGAGCUACCUGCUAAUCAGUUGUUAGCUUUAUUCAACAAAACUAUUCGAAAACUUUCUGAAUACCUCGAUCAGCUUUGUAUGGAUGCCCUACGGCAAGAAAUUGAUGGUCAGGAAAUCAGUGAGCGUUCAGUUGAUGUUGGUUCAAUGCAGCCUGUUCCAAUCUCUCUUGAUGAUGAGCUUCACGAGAUGGCUGUAGAAAUCAGAAAAAGACAAGAUAGAGAUCGAGUGAGAAUGAAAGAAGAAAUAGGUCGGGAAUUGAAGCAGUAUGCAAUCAAGGGAAGUGAAGAUGAUUGGAUGAGUGCUUUACAGAGUACCAAUUUAAAGACAUCCAAAAAAAUUGGCACCAUCUUAUCAGUUAAAUCAUCAAGGACCGAAUCCAAAAGUGUUGACCAUGAAUUACUUAAAGAAACAAACAAGUUCGCCAAUCGGAAAAGAAAGAGGAAAUCCAAAGAUUUUAAAUGA
Molecule: messenger RNA, 3396 nt
Organism: Loa loa (African eye worm)
Lineage: Eukaryota; Metazoa; Nematoda; Chromadorea; Rhabditida; Onchocercidae
Exons: 25
Coding region: 1-3396 (1131 amino acids)
Biological process (GO): rRNA acetylation involved in maturation of SSU-rRNA
Cellular component (GO): nucleolus; 90S preribosome
Molecular function (GO): tRNA binding; 18S rRNA cytidine N-acetyltransferase activity; ATP binding
Source: RefSeq, a predicted model, not a curated record